Molecule: messenger RNA, 3707 nt
Organism: Alexandromys fortis (reed vole)
Lineage: Eukaryota; Metazoa; Chordata; Mammalia; Rodentia; Cricetidae
Gene: Vsig4
Product: V-set and immunoglobulin domain containing 4
Exons: 7
Coding region: 127-1149 (340 amino acids)
Biological process (GO): negative regulation of T cell proliferation; negative regulation of complement activation, alternative pathway; negative regulation of interleukin-2 production
Molecular function (GO): complement component C3b binding
Source: RefSeq, a predicted model, not a curated record
UGUGAUUAUUCUGAAAUACGGAAGGAGGGGUGUCUGUGUGAUAAGACUAGCAUUUUGGGAAAAUACAGAGAAGAAAAGAAGAAACUAACAGCCACCAGAAUUUCUAGUCUCUUCAGCAGCAGGAGGAUGGAAGAAAGAACUGAGGUGGCUUCACAUAAGACGGAGAUCUUGUUGGUCCUGCUGAUCCUGGGCCACCUAAUAGUGCUCACCUACGGCCAACCCAUCCUAAGAGCGCCAAAGAAUGUGACAGGGACCCGGAAUGGGGACGUGACAUUACAGUGCGUCUAUACUCCCAUGAGAGGCUACAGUCAAGAGUCUGUGAAAUGGCUGGUACAUCAUGGCUCUGAUCCAGUCACCAUCUUCCUACGUGACUCCUCAGGAGACCAUAUCCAACAGGCCAAAUACAGAGGCCGUCUGAAAGUGAGCCAGAAACUUCCAGGGGAUGUGUCUCUCCAACUGAAUUCCCUUCAGAUGGAUGACAGGAGUCACUACACAUGUGAGGUCACCUGGCAGAGCCCAGAGGGAACCCAAGUGAUGAGAGAUGAGAUUAUUGAGCUCCGUGUCCAGAAAUACCCCUCUAAUCCAACUAUAAUCAAUGUUGAAGCACUUACAACCAUGCAAUCCUCCUUGGAAGCAACAACUACAGUGAAUUCAACCUGCGACUGGACCUCUAAGGAGAAUGGAAAAUUUAAGGAGACCACUGUUGGCCCAGUGGAUGAAAAACAUGAGAGGACCACUGCUGGCCCAGGUAAUGAAAACCAUAAGAAGACCACUGUUGGCUCAGUGAAUGGAAAACAUGAGAGGACCACUGCUGGCCUGGGGAAUGAAAACAAUAAGGACAUCAUUGAUGGCCCAGGAAGGAACCUGAAAGUCUUUCUCAUCAUCUGCAUCACCUCCCUUUGCUGCAUAGUGGUUGUCACCACGGCUUAUUUUAUCUUCUGCCACAGGACAUUCCAGCAAGAGUAUGUCUAUGAACUAAACAGGGUGUGUGCCAAGGAGACCAGAAACUCUGGAGAAACCACAGAGGUGACUACCUUCAUAAAUGGGUACUUCAGUGACGAACCAGAUUCCCAUGCUCUGAUCAAUGACUAUUCUGAUGAGUCCUUGCCUGGGCCAGGAGUACUAGAUAACCACCCAGAUCAACGAUAACUAUUCAUUCCUGCCUGCUUCACACAGUUCCUCGAAACUACGAAGUUGUCGCUACUGAAGACAAUAGCAUCUGCUAAAAUGUUACAAGUCAAGGUCUACUGACAUAAUUGCCUAUGAUUAUUUAGCUCUUUAAGAUUUCUUGCUUGCUUCCUUUCUUCCUAGACAACCUAAAGUAUCAACUCUGCCAUUGGUGGGGCCACUGGGAAAUCCUAGUUAGACUAAGAAUUUACCAUGUGCCCCUCAAGAAAGCUAGCUUCUGAGUUUGGCCCUGGACCCUUCUAUGUUCCUGCCCGGGGCCUCCACACCUCCUCUGAAAACACUAGAGAAUUUCCCAUAGCACUAAAGGUUCUUUUUCAUGCCUCAAAGCAUCACCAGAAAAUCAGGUGAGUGAGGCUCAGUCCUACCAACUCAGGCAAUCAUCUAUGUUAAUUAAUUAAUAUUGCCAAAUCAAAGGCCAAGGUACACAUCUGUUCCUAUACUGCAAACCUAAUGCUCUUGUGUUUUGUUCUUCUGGUGGUAAUAAAUGUUUAAUCAGGACAGCAACGUCAAUUGUGUUUGUCUUAAGACACAGUAGGACCUACCUAAAAUGAGACUAAAUAAGAUGGUAAGCCCCCCUAGACCCUUUUCUUCUCUGUGUCUGUGUGUGUUUUACAAGAAAGUGUGUGUGUGUGUGUUACAAGAAAUUUAACCAGGGUUAACCAAGUACUCUACUACUAAACUAUAUUCUUGUAUUUUUUUAACAUUUUAUUUUUAUGAGAUCUCAUUAACUUGCCCAGGCUUGCCUUUAUUUCACUCUAGGCUUUGAGCUUGCCAGCUGCCUUAGACUUCCAAGUAGCUGGGACUGUAGUUCUGGAAUGCUAGGCUAAACUAUACUAUAGAUUUUUGUUGCUGUCGGUUUGUUUUUUGGCUAAACUUAGUCUUUCACUUUCCAACUCACGCCAUUUCCCUUCUCACACCGUGAAUAGUCCUAUCUAAAACAAACCAAUCACUUCUAAACAGUAUUCUACAGAAUAGCCAUUCCCCCACUCCAUCUUCGUUUUAGUUCUACUUAGGGACUCUUCUCAGGGCAACAGGAAGUGUGGCAAGAAGCCCUACUUCUUUCUCAAAGGACAAUGAACAUAGAUAUGAAGUAAUUUCCUUGUUUAAAACAUGUGUGUAGUAUCACUAAAAUCUUUGGGUUAGUUGCAAUAUUCAUCGGUUAUUUUCUUUAACUCCUGAACUCUUCUUGCAAUGUGGAGAGGGUUAAGUGUAGCAGAUUCUUUUUUAAGGAAAGGAAAGGGAAAGGAAGAUAAAGAAGGGAAUGGGGAGGCAAGGGAGAGGGAAGAGGAAGUGAGGGAGUAAAGGGAAGGAAGAGGGAAGGGAAGGGAAGGAAAAGGGAGAGGAAGGGACAAGAGGGAAGAGAAGAGGGGGGAGAGCUAUAUAUUUGUGUACCAUUGAAUAAAAUUCCCUUGUCUAGAAAUCAAUUGGGAUCAGGUUUGUACUGCUUCCUUUCCCCCGUGUAUUUCAUAUCGAAUCAACUUCUUUACUAUUCAUGAGAGUUACUACAUUGCCUAUAGUUUCAACAAGAGCUGCUCCCACAGUGAGAUGAUUACAAAAGUCAAAACAGCACACAAAAACGAGCAAGUAAGAGGCCUCCACAUUUUGCCCCCACUGAUACUGCCAAGUUUGUGAUCAAAACCUCAGCAUUUUCUUCCUUGCUGAAUGCUAGCUACACAUAACUGGUGAGAAGGACCACUUCUCCAUUUUACUUACAAGCCUCCACACAGCAGUGGUCCCACUCAGCAGAAACCUCAGCUUCCUUCACGAAACAGCUCUUAGCCCAGCCCUUCCCCCCCCAAGCUCCUUUUAAAAACACUCAUUUAUCUUAUUCUGCUAAAAAAAAUAAUCCCUGGACUUGAGGAGAGGAUUAUUAUUGAAAUUUCUCUAGUAAAAUUAGUCACAAAUGCAGGAACUCCCCGACGCAGGAACCAUCAGAGAUGUCUCUUGGUCUUUUCAAUUGAAAAAUUACUGAUCUGAGCAUUCACAUAUCACAAAAUGGGAAACGAAGCUCAGAGAGAAAUGAUGACUUGUCAAAAGUAACAGACAUCAAGACAAUGGCUAAACAAAGACUGGAAGUGAGUCCCGUGAAUUUUAGUAGUGUGCGUGCAUUGCUGCUGACAUCUUCUAGAGAUGCUCUUUGCUCCUAAACUAAGAUGUUUUCCCAGGCAGGAUAAGCCAGUAAGUCCUUCCUAUAGAGAGUGACUCUUCUAAGCAAAAAAUGGGUUGAAAAGAUAGGUCUUGUCAUUUAGGUAGCUGGCUGAUGCGUGGGAAGUUAGAGUGAAAUUAGGUAUCUCCAGAACAGAGGGAAAGUAUGGAAUUUCUCUAGAGAAACUUCCCAAAAUAUAUAUCAUGAAAUGUUAGACUCUGGAGAUAGAUAUUGGAAACACCUUUCUAUAAGUCUGUAUUAAAGUUCAUUUAGUGCAGAAUGUUAAAGGCUCAGAAAAUUCUGUUUAAAAGCUCCACAUAAACAAACAAUUCCAAAAUUCACUUGCCCUCUGAGUCUAUUUUUUAUUACCCUC